Molecule: messenger RNA, 6099 nt
Organism: Epinephelus lanceolatus (giant grouper)
Lineage: Eukaryota; Metazoa; Chordata; Actinopteri; Perciformes; Serranidae
Gene: onecutl
Product: one cut domain, family member, like
Biological process (GO): regulation of transcription by RNA polymerase II
Cellular component (GO): nucleus
Molecular function (GO): RNA polymerase II cis-regulatory region sequence-specific DNA binding; DNA-binding transcription factor activity, RNA polymerase II-specific
Source: RefSeq, a predicted model, not a curated record
GGGAGGAGGAGGAGGAAAAUCUCACGAGAUAAUGAAAGAAAAAGAGGAGAGCUGCUAGUGGAGAAAAAAACGAGGCUAGACCCGGAGAUUUUUUGGAGUGGAAAACAAAGACCGAGAAACGGGACCGAGCAGAGCGGGAGAGAGCUCGGUGUGCAGCCGCAGAUGGUUUUUGCUCUCUGCUUUUGGUGAAUGUAGCACCCCGGGGCGCAGCGGAGCAAUUGUGUGAAUCUGCAGGGCUGCUCGGCGACACAGUCGGAGACAUGCACAGGACGGACAACAGCCGCGGACGCGCUCUGAGAAGUGGAUCAUAAAGGCACAAAGCGAGGCUUCUGCCGAGGAACACAGCUGAGCACCAAAGACACCAGAGAGCUGCUGAUGCACAAGAGAGAAUAAAAUCUCAGUAAAAGCUCCUGAUGCUUCUGCAAACUGCUUCUCUGGGAGUUUGAGGGAGUUUGAAGACAGUACUUAACGUUAUCAGAUAAUUAAUUAGACACCCCAUAAGCCCGGAAAUCAAUUAAUUCACAAAUCAAUAAAUCCAUAGUCUGGUGUAACAAGAGAGCUGCAGACUGUUGGCCCCGCUGCUCAACAACAAUAACAAGAGACGAGCAACAACACACAGGGGCCGCAAACACACGCUUAUUUGCUGAAAGUGAAGAUGGAUGGGAGUCUCGGGGAGAUGUCCCUCCACAGCCACGCUGAUCUGGCUCACAGUCAGGACGGCAGGGCCAUGCUGCACACGCGGGACCUUUCAGCUGCUUUCCCCAGGCCCUCCCUCGGGGGCCCCUCCAUGUCUCUGGAGCCCGAGCCCCGUCCGCCGGGCUUCGACCACUCCAUGUCAGCACUGGGAUACAGCGGCGACUCCCCGUCCAGCACCGGCAGCACCUACACCACCCUGACCCCCCUGCAGCCCUUUGACGACAAGUUCCACCACCACCACCAUCACCACCCCUGCCUCCCCGUCAGCAACGUCAUCGGCAGCUUCACCCUCAUGCGUGAGGACCGAGGCCUCAGCACCAACUUCUACAACCCCUACGGCAAGGACCUGGCCAUGUCCCAGAGCCUGUCGCCCCCCUCCUCGGGGUCAGGCCUGGCCUCCUCCAUGCACGGCUACGGCAGCUUGGGCAACAGCCCCAAUGGCAACGCUGGUCAGAUGCUCCACGCCGGCUACGACGUCCAUGGGGGGAGCCUCUUCUGCCGGACGUCGGACUUUGGGCGCGAGAUGUCGCCACCGGGCCUGGGAGGAGGCGAUGUGUCGGUGGGGCAUCAGCUGAACAAAAUGGAGGCUCACCAGCACGCCCCGGGCCACCACCCUCACAUCUACAGCCAGCACUACCAGCCCCACCACCACCCGAGCCAGCAGGCCUCCAAAAUGGGCGAGCACCUGCACUCCUCAUCGUCCGCCUCGUCCUCGCCCGGCGAGGGCAUGCUGCCGGGCGCGCAGGGCAGCGGAGGCGGCGGGGAGGAGAUCAACACCAGGGACGUGGCCCAGAGGAUCAUCACCGAGCUGAAGAGGUACAGCAUCCCCCAGGCCAUCUUCGCCGAGAGGGUUCUGUGUAGGUCACAGGGCACGCUGUCUGACCUCCUGAGGAACCCCAAGCCCUGGGGCAAGCUCAAGUCCGGCCGUGAGACCUUUAAGAGGAUGUCCCGCUGGCUGCAGGAGCCCGAGUUUCAAAGAAUGGCCUCGCUCCGGCUGGAGGCCUGCAAGCGGAAGGAGCAGGAGCAGAGCAAGCUGGAGCGCAACCAGGGCCCGAAGCGCACCAGGCUGGUGUUCACAGACCUGCAGCGGCGUACGCUCAUGGCCAUCUUCAGGGAGAACCACCGCCCGACCAAAGAGCUGCAGGUCACCAUCUCCCAGCAGCUGGGCCUGGAGCUCUCCACUGUCAGCAACUUCUUCAUGAACGCCCGCCGACGCAACGUCAACAAGUGGGCAGACGAGGGCCGUCCCUCCUCCACGGGUUCCUCGGGCUCCAGCGUUUCCUCCUCCGCAGUGUCCUGCAGCACGGCGUGAUGACGGACCGCCGAGGAGGCACGGUGGGGAGGGCGCUGAGGGAGCAAGGGGGCACAUAGACUGGUCUAGGCAGAGAUCAGCCGUAAUAAAUGUCCUCCUCGUUAUCAGAAGGAGCGACGGAGCCAGCUAUUAUAGAUGAUUUUAUGAAGAUGAAGCAUUUUCCCAAACCAAAGUCGAUCGCUCCCUUGAAAUAGAAGGGGGCGAUACCCAGAGUGAUAUGAGUGCAGGACGGGAGGUCCUGCUUGUAUAGUCAAGGGUGCAAAGAUGAUUUGACUCAAAGAAGAGUCACACCCUUACAUAGACACACCAUCUCAUCGCAUUAUUUUGAUUAUCUAGAUUAGAGAUAAUGAGGGUAUUACAAAUCAGGAGGAAGCAUAUUUUGGUGUACCUUCAAAUCUAUACUCAUCUCUCCAAACGUGAAGAAUCAAGAGGUGCCGUUUGCUCACACGUGGAGAGCGCCAUCGUGUAACUUCUUAAUCAAAAGUGUUCACCAUCAUCCAAAGAUGUUAAUCCUCCCCCGACGUUCUUAUGGUCCUGUUUUUCCUCGUGAAUCAAGACGAAAGAGGAAGAAAAGGCUUUUUUUUAACUUCUCUUUUUUUUCCUGAAGAACCUAAUUCUCCUUUCUUAGCAUGUGUUUCCAUGGUGAUGGUUCCCAGGACUGGAUGGCAUUGUUCCAAGUUCGGAGCCUGGAAUUAUCAGGAGGGCUGUGUAGCGUCCGUGACUCCCAGCUGUCAAUCAUUCACCAUCAACAGGAGCCUUUCCUGUAUUUUAUGAAGACGGUCCCGCCUUGAAUGAAUCAGAGUUUUCGGGGGGGCCGCAGUGCAUCUCGCCGUACGCCAGGACAGAAUCAAUAAACACAAGUCGGACGCAGAAACAGACUUGUUGGUGCAACGUCUAGCUUUAAGACUCUCACCGAGCUUUCGAGUGAAAGCUCUUCAGCCAUUUUUGACUCAAAAUCAAGCCAAAAAAAGAAAAAAUGAAGAACAACUUCUGAACACGAAGGCUCCGCGGGGGAGAGCUUCACCCGACACAAUGUAUAGUGACAUUGUAGUAUUUUUUUCCACUCAUUUCCAAACAACUGUACACACCUCUGCUCCAUUACGAAAUCUUUUUUUUACAGAUGUCUAGAAAAUGGAGGAAUGUGAUUCUUUCAGCCCUUUUUGUACAGAUUUCAAGCACAUCGCUCUAUUUAUAGAAACACGAUGGAGGUGCGGGGCGGUUUGUUUCAGCCCUGCUGACGUACAAGGUCAUUUUUUUGGUCCACAAAGGAAAGGCUUUAACAUGCCUCCUUAUAGCCAAUAGUUAAAUCAAACCAAGAACGUUUCAAAUGCAAUUGCUGAUCUGAUCAAUGUAUUUAUUACUGCAUUUGUGUAUUUAUUGUUUUUCCCUUUUUCUUUCCUCUCUAUUUAUUUGGUUAUUUAUUUAUGCUAUCUAUAUACUGUAAGUAUUUAUUUAACGAUGCUCUGUAUGUCUGUGUGAACUGAGUACUUUUUCUGAUGGGCACUUUUAGCUGUAGAAUCCCAUCGUAAUACCAAAGAUUAACAUUGCCUCCCUGAAUGUACGGCCUGACUCCCAAACCCUGGUCCCGACCCGACCCGACCCGACCCGUCCAGCCCGACCCACCCAGUGAUGUUGCGUAUCUCUCUCUCUCUCUCUAAGGCCUGGCCUUUGGUUUUGGUUUUUUCGUUUGGUUUUGUAGAAUAAUGGGGAUUUCUUUACUCUUGCAAAUGUCUCUGCGGUCAGCUCUUAACGCCAAGGCCAAAGCUUGUUUGAAUGUUGUGAUAAUAUUUAUAAUUAAUACUAUGAAUAAUAAGAACAAUAAUUAUAAUAACGAUGAUGACGAUGAUGUGGCAUCCCAUAGGUUCACAGGUUGCUUGUAAAGUUGUGUUCAGACCAAUGCCAUCUGGCGGAGUGUGUCAAGUGUCUGGGGACCCACUUAAAGCGUCGUCUGCAGGCCCUGUCGAGUGCGAGUCCUUCAGGGUCACAUGCAAACAUGCGCACUGUGUGUCUGCCUGGGGAAAUGCAUGGUUGUGACCCCCCCCCCCCCAUGUCCCUCACCUGCCCCCCUCCCCAGUGCAGUGCAGACACUCCUGUCUAUGUCCGACUCAGUGUGAUCUCACCGUCCUCCACAUGCCAAGCCUUCUGACAGUUGUCUCAGUUCCAUCAGGGUUCUUAGGGUUCGCUCCUGGACCUUCGGGGUUCUGCAGGUGUGCUCCCGGGGUCUUCUUGGGUUUCUUGGAUUUUUGUUCCCUGGGUUCUAAAGGUCUUAAGGUUCGUUCCUGGCAUUCUGGGUGUUUCUGGUUUGUUCUUCAUCUUCUCUGGAUCUCUGAUUUGGUUUGAGGCCUCUUGCGAUCGUAGACUUUGUCCCUGGACCUUUAAAAGUCUAAAGCCACUUUUCCACUGCACAAAAAACUCGUUAACACCCACGUACAUCUGGCUGUUUAAUGUUGUGGGAAAGGUUACGAUCACGCUUCACUUCUGGGUCAAAUGACAGUCACGGCUCCGGCUACGAUUGGCAUUUAUAGAAAUGAAGGCGCUAAUUUUUUCCCCUUAACCAGGGAGAUGCAGUGACGAGCCUUGUCUCCACCCAAGCAGCGCUCAAACAUCGAUCCAAAUUCGUCUGAGAUUGAAACAGAGACUGAAUAUGUUUGAAAUACAUGAAAAGAAGUAACCACCAUAACAUUUUCACUGGCCGCCAUGCUGCUUUCUAAUGUUUACUAACCUGUUUUCUGGCCUGUUUGUGACACUGAAUGUGACACACCAAACACGCACAGAAAGGCGUACUCUAGUCUUGUACGCAGCUUUGGUCACCGGCAGUGAGAAAGGAGUCUAUCACCUAUUUUUAGCUGAUUUUCCCAUGUUUAAAAAUGGAGGGUACAUGCUCUGAUUUUAGUGGAGAAGGGCUAUAAAAAAGUUAGCUCCUCAUUUUGUAAGAAUCUUAGAUUGUGUUGCUUCUGGCCCUCUGUUACCUCUUCUCCACCAAAUUAACUCUGAUUCUUGAACUGGUUAUGUUCAGCUUUACUGGAAUCUGGUGCUAUCCAGCAAACCAGCCCUCGUUUCCACCGGUUUUGAGCAGAACCAUUGUAAUCAAAGAUGCGUCAUUGACGGAGGCUGUUGCACAAUGGAAGUUAACAGCAGUAGCAAGAUGGCGGAUUGUACUGAUUAGCUACAGACGUUUGUUCUGUCAGAAAUUUGAUUUUAUCCAAAAAACCAAGCGUGGACCAACGAUUAAUGAUAAGAAGACGUAGAAGAUGUGUUAGACUCCUUGCUCUUAGUACAACAUGUAGAGAAUGACACGCCCUGUCAUAUUUGUAUUUGAGUAAAAUCUGCUGUUUUUUGGAUCCAGCUGGGAACAAAUUUGUUGUUGGUUGAAAUGCUCCGACUGGUUCAACAUUAGGUGUGCGAACCGAAACUGAACCCGUUCCAUGUUGGUAAAAAAGAGCGUCAGGGUUCACUCCUGAUCAUGUGGGGUUCUUGCAGUUUGGUCCAGGUUCUCUCAGGUUGUUUGGGUCCCUCAGCAGCUCGUACAGGGACAAGUGAUUUGGUUUUCCAGCCUGCUGCGUUGUGAAUGCCUAAAUGAGGAGAGAAUCUUUGCAGAACUGAUUCUGACCCCGGCGUAAAUGCUGCCAAAGAGUGGCGAGGCUAGCUUGGCCGUUUUCCACCCUUUCCCUCCAUCUCUCCGUCUCUCUCUUUCUCUGUCUUUAACGUUGGAAGGGGGCGGAUUGCCGGGGCCCCCUUCACAGCGUGCACUUGAAAGACGGGCGGUCAUGAAAGAGGCCAUCGACUUUUUCGCGGACUUCAAAGGGGAGGCUUUUUUCAUCCCGUCUCCUCUCUGGGUAUCUGGUCUGGGGUCCGCUCUUGGCCAGACCUGUGGGCUUUAGGGGGCAUUCACAGGGGGCGGGGGGAGAUCAGAGAGGAGGCUGAAUCAUCCAGAAUGAGGAUGGUGGUAGUGGUGUGUGUGUGUGUGUGUGUGUGUGUGUGUGUGUGUGUGUAGCAGAGGUGGGAGGGGGGUUGUUUGAGGAAUAGGAGGUGUUGGAGUAGUGGGGCAUGGAGCUGAAUUAAACUUUAAUGAGCAACAAUUGUAAGCAUGC